AGCUUGGAAGAGGUUUCGGACAUGAAGACCAGCAACGAGUCUGAGAUGAAGAAGCCUCGCAUUGAGACGCUUUCACCCUUGCCGGCAGCCUUCAAAGUGAGGAAAGAAAAACUAGGGGACAAAAUCAAUGCCCUCCAGCAGCUGGUUUCGCCAUUUGGAAAGACUGCAACUGCCUCUGUACUGCACGAGACUGUCGAAUACAUUAAAUACCUUCAUGAUCAGGUCAAUGUCUUAAGCACGCCAUAUUGGAGAAAUACGCGUCCCAUGCAGCAAGAGAAGAAGUUAGAUAAAACCAGGGAAGGAGAAGAGCCGAUACAAGAUCUAAGAAGCCGAG
This is a messenger RNA of Phalaenopsis equestris, 334 nucleotides long. RefSeq names its product transcription factor bHLH114-like. The record is from RefSeq and is a predicted model, not a curated record. Lineage: Eukaryota; Viridiplantae; Streptophyta; Magnoliopsida; Asparagales; Orchidaceae. Gene Ontology annotation, molecular function: protein dimerization activity; DNA-binding transcription factor activity, RNA polymerase II-specific; RNA polymerase II cis-regulatory region sequence-specific DNA binding. The annotation marks the transcript as partial. Gene Ontology annotation, cellular component: nucleus. Gene Ontology annotation, biological process: regulation of transcription by RNA polymerase II. The transcript is spliced from 5 exons.